Messenger RNA from Thalassophryne amazonica, 1108 nucleotides. Its product is annotated as pyroglutamyl-peptidase 1-like. Lineage: Eukaryota; Metazoa; Chordata; Actinopteri; Batrachoidiformes; Batrachoididae. The record is from RefSeq and is a predicted model, not a curated record. Gene Ontology annotation, cellular component: cytosol. Gene Ontology annotation, biological process: proteolysis. Gene Ontology annotation, molecular function: pyroglutamyl-peptidase activity.
CCUGGCGCUGUUUGUGUGCGGUGAGGACGGAGAACCGGUUUUGUUUGUGUUGUGGGCAGAAGCAGCCGUCACCGGCAGAGGAUUAUCGAAUUUAACGGUCCCGAGUCACCAUAGAGGCCGAAACGAAGCUCAGGAUCCUCUGCAGCCGGACGGAAAAUGGAUAAUAGUAAACGGACGGUGGUUGUUACAGGUUUUGGGCCAUUCGGAGAGCACACAGUCAACGCCAGUUGGGUAGCAGUACAGGAAUUGAAUAAGCUGGGCCUGGGCAGUGAAGUGGAAUUACAUGUUUACGAAGUUCCUGUAGAAUAUCAGAAGGUCCAAAGUUUGGUUCCUUCAUUAUGGAAACAGUAUCAUCCAAUGUUGGUUGUUCAUGUUGGCGUCUCAGGUAUGGCCACUACGGUCACACUGGAGAAGUGUGGCAGAAAUCAUGGAUACAAAGGCCUCGACAACUGCAGCUUCUGUCCUGACUCACAGUGUUGCAUCGUGGGAGGCCCGGACUGCAUCGACUCUGUUAUUGACAUGGAAUCAGUCUGCAAGAGAGUGACUGCCUCCGUAGGUGUGGCGGUGUCUGUGUCCAAGGACGCUGGAAGGUAUCUGUGUGACUUCACCUACUACACAUCUCUGUAUUUGAGCCACGGUCCGCUCUGGGCCUUCAUCCAUGUGCCUCCUCUCGGAAAGCCCUACAGCGGGGAAGACCUGGGCCGUGCACUGCAGGCCAUUGUCCAAGAGAUGUUGGAGCUGCUGAACCAGGCUGAUGAGAAGAUCCACUGCCAGCAGCAUUUCCACUAGUGACCUCUAGAUGCCAACCAGCCUCUCCAGCCCUCACUACGCAAGACAAAUUGCACUUCACCACAAGUAGCCAAACUUCUUUUGUUUUUUUUCUUUAAAAAAUAUGUUUAGUUGGGUUUAAUGAAAAGUUCUUGUUGUACUGCAGGACAUUUUCAGACUUUUUUCCAGCUAAACCCAAUUAAUUUGUGUUUUUCAAGUCUCCCAGUGGUGAGAAGAUCAAAUGGGAGUCUCAUGGCAGUCCUUGGUCACGUUGUUAUGUAAACUUUUGUUCCUUUUGCAAUGAACAUGGAGCUGACAUACAUUCACUAAGAACAUGCGA